Messenger RNA from Penicillium brevicompactum, 1188 nucleotides. Its product is annotated as nuclear transport factor 2 family protein. Bases 1 to 1188 code for a protein of 395 amino acids. The record is from RefSeq and is a predicted model, not a curated record. Gene Ontology annotation, biological process: polyketide metabolic process. NCBI's taxonomy places the organism in Eukaryota, Fungi, Ascomycota, Eurotiomycetes, Eurotiales, Aspergillaceae. The transcript has a single exon.
AUGUCCCCCUCUACAACCUAUGCUGAAAAUAUGGCGGCCAUUGAUGCGCCUUUGAAGAAUGGUUAUCAUUUCACCGAGCCUAAGUACCCCGAAAGCACGACCGCUGCUUUGCAAAUCGAGCGACACGACUACGCUGACGUGGCUCCCUCAAACCGCAAGCGUGCUCACUCAAUGGAGGGUUUCGAGGAUGUCUACACCGACAUCGUCGACUACAUUGUGCGAUGCACCCAUCGGAUCUGGGACGAGCGCGACAUCGGCUUGAUUUAUACUCACUACACCCACAAUUGUGUCCUUUAUGGGACCAUGGAGACAAUAUACGACCGCGAAUCUAUCGUUCGUGAUACAAUUCAGCGUCUUGUAUCUCUUCCCGAGCGCCGUGGAAUGGCCACCCAGGUCCUAUGGAACGGCGAUGACAAGGAGGGAUUUUAUACUUCCCAUUUGGUGACCGGUGCAGGACGCCACACCCAGAAUGGUCACUGGGGUCCUGCAACUGGCAAAACUUUCGUUUCACGUACCAUCGCCGACUGCAUGGUUUACAAAAACAAAAUCUAUCGGGAGUGGGUGGUCGCCGAUACCAUGGCGAUUCUGAAGCAACUAGGUGUUGAUCCCAACCCCUUUGCCCAUGACGCGGCCAAGGCGCUUUUUGAUAAGGGCAUAGAAUCCAUCGACAUCGGCGAAAACCGCCGGAUAAUUGGCCAGAGGCUCCCCGAGUGGAAAGCCGACACUUCUAUCGCCAACAAUGAAAUCGAGGUACAGACUCUGGAGUGGCUUCACGAUAUGUGGAACUGCCGCAUGUUUGGGCGCGUUGAAAAGCACUAUGCUCCGAAUGCACAAUACCAUGGACCCAAGAUGACCGAACUGUACGGCCCGGCUGCUGUCUUGCACCAGCAUCUCGCUCUUCUAGGCUCUAUUCCCGAUCUUGCCUUCAUGCCACAACAUAUCUUGUCCACCCCUUGUGAGGAAGGUGGAGUCAAGGUGGCUGUGCGAUGGGUGAUGGAGGGUCACCAUCUAGGGUUUGGUAUUCUGUCUGAACUUGGCAAGCCUACCGGCUUGCGUCUUCAGGUCAUGGGUGCUACUCAUUACCACUACAAGAAUGAUCGCAUUGUUGAUGAGUGGAAUGUUUAUGAUGAGCUGUCACUGCUUACCCAGAUUAAGCUGGGCCAGAUGGUUCAAGAAGCGAGAAAAUAG